CCGGCUCUUUCCUUCCUUCCCUCCCUCCCCGGCUCCCUCCCGCCUGCUCCGGGACCGCAGCCACGUCUCAAAGCGCCUCAUUGUGCGCGCUCGCUCCGGCCGGCAGCGCCUGAGCAGCCCCGCGGGCGGCCGCACAGGGGAUUCCUGCUCUGUUUCCAGAUUCCCUGCGCCUUGGGUCUCCAGGUGCCUCCAACAUCUUGGUAUCCGCUUCCCAGGGCCGUGCCCCUUGCCUGUCCCCGGUGUCCCUGGGUGCCCCUUCACAGCUUUGGGACCUUGCAGAACAAAUCAGCCCCUGCGGAUUCUUCCGACGGGGAGACAGAGAGGCUGUGGAGUGGAACUUGGAAGAGACGACGUCCAGGAGUCUUUGCUAGGACUGGGAACAGAGACGUGAGCUUCCCGCCGCGCCCGUCGGGCAGGGACGCCUCGCCUGGGGCUCUGAAAAACCUCCGAGCAUCUCUAUGGGUUUGUGAUUGAGGUGUGCGUGUCUGCCAGCAGGCCUGGACAGCAGUCCCUGGCCGGCGGCAUGUGGCUGCGGCGCAUCUCCAGCACGGCGGUGACCGCGCUCCUGCUGGCGCAGACUGGCCUCCUGCUCUUCCUGGUCUCACGGCCCAGGCUGCCAUCUCAGGCGGGAGGCGAGGAGCGGGUGCAUGUGCUGGUGCUGUCCUCCUGGCGCUCAGGCUCGUCCUUCGUGGGCCAGCUCUUCAGCCAGCACCCCGAUGUCUUCUACCUGAUGGAACCCGCGUGGCACGUGUGGUCCGCGUUGUCACAGGGCAGCGCGGCGGCGCUGCACAUGGCGGUGCGCGACCUGGUGCGCUCCGUCUUCCUCUGCGACAUGGACGUGUUCGACGCCUACCUGCCCUGGCGGCGCAACCUGUCGGACCUCUUCCAGUGGGCGGAAAGCCGCGCGCUCUGCUCGCCGCCGGCUUGCAGCGCCUUCCCGCGCGGCGCCAUCAGCAGCGAGGCGGUGUGCAAGCCGCUGUGCGCGCGGCGGCCCUUCGGCCUGGCCCAGGAGGCCUGCCGGUCCUACAGCCACGUGGUGCUCAAGGAGGUGCGCUUUUUCAAUUUGCAGGUGCUCUACCCGCUGCUUAGCGACCCGGCCCUCAACCUGCGCAUCGUACAUCUGGUGCGCGACCCGCGGGCAGUGCUGCGCUCGCGGGAGCAGACGGCCAAGGCGCUGGCGCGCGACAACGGCAUCGUGCUGGGUACCAACGGCAAGUGGGUGGAGGCCGACCCGGACCUGCGGGUGGUGCGUGAGGUGUGCCGCAGCCACGUGCGCAUCGCUGAGGCCGCCAAGCACAAGCCGCCGCCCUCCCUGCAAGGACGCUACCGCCUUGUGCGCUUCGAGGACCUGGCGCGGGCUCCGCUGCCCGAGAUCCGUGCUCUCUACGCCUUCACGGGACUGAGCCUCACACCGCAGCUCGAGGCCUGGAUCCACAAUAUCACACAUGGGGUCGGGCCCGGCGCGCGCCGCGAGGCGUUCAAGACCACGUCCAGGAACGCGCUCAAUGUCUCGCAGGCCUGGCGCCACGCGCUGCCCUUCGCCAAGAUCCGCCGCGUGCAAGAGCUGUGCGCCGGCGCGCUGCAGCUGCUGGGCUACAGGCCCGUGUUCUCCGAGGAAGAGCAGCGCGACCUCUCCCUGGACCUGGUGCUGCCGCUGGGCCCAAGCAGCUUCAGCUGGGCAUCAUCCACCGCCAAGCACCCCGGGCCGUAGCGGAGGUCCCCAGCUGUGGCUGGGGGUCGCCAGGACCGGGAGACUCAGGCAUGGGGGGGUGGGAGCCGUGGUACGCGGGGGCACAGGCUGCCACUGGAGGGGCCGGGAGUUUGGGAGUCCUCUCCCACCCCUACCCCGUAGUAGGGGAACUGAGCCCCCAAACUAUGUUUCUUUCUUGAUUUUACUUUUUAGGAGCUGGGUUCCCAUCAGACACACACUUCAUGGAAAGCAGCCUUGCGCCCCCACUUCCUCUGGGCACAGGGAAUAGGUUCAGAUGACUUGGCUCCUCCUCCAGCACUUUGUUUCCCCUUUAUUCUCCCUUGGGAUGCCUCACCACGCCGCUGAGGUUGACCCAGCCCUGUCUGGGCGUUCAGGGGGCACUGUGGUGAGCUCUGCCUGAAGUUGGUACAUCACCCCCUCCGGGUACCCUAGUCUCUGUCCCGCCCCACCUUUGGCAUCAUACGGCACCAAAGCCAAGGCUUUUAUAUUCACCUGUAUCUUCAGCAAGAAAUCAGACAGGGUGCUUCUGUCUUGUGAUCUCCCCUUAGCCUCUCUCUGCCCCGUCUCCGAGCAGCCCACAUGCCCUCAUCACCUGCCUAAGUAAGGCGACCCUUUGAUUUGUCCUGACAGAAAAGAUCCUCCCCACAGAAAUAAACAUACUAACCUGUACGAUA
Molecule: messenger RNA, 2385 nt
Organism: Phacochoerus africanus (Common warthog)
Lineage: Eukaryota; Metazoa; Chordata; Mammalia; Artiodactyla; Suidae
Gene: CHST6
Product: carbohydrate sulfotransferase 6
Exons: 4
Coding region: 524-1711 (395 amino acids)
Biological process (GO): keratan sulfate proteoglycan biosynthetic process; carbohydrate metabolic process; N-acetylglucosamine metabolic process
Cellular component (GO): Golgi membrane
Molecular function (GO): N-acetylglucosamine 6-O-sulfotransferase activity
Source: RefSeq, a predicted model, not a curated record